CCCACCAUUUUUUUGUUUGUCUCCACAAACCGAGAUAUAUGACUAAAUCGGAGUCCUUGCCGUCACCCUCCCCCUCGGCGGAUCCCUAAUCAUGACCGUCCUCCAACAAACCGAAAUCCACAAGUACCGAAUCCCAGCUUACAAAACCAUCAUCUCCAUCCAAAACCUCUUCCCCUUCCCCGUCAUUGCUUCCAUGCUCGUCGACCUCAAGAUCAUGAACACCGAGCUAGGCCGACUCGCCCUAGCCUCGGCCCUAAUCAGUGACAUGGUCAGCAACCUCUCCUCCACUCUCAUCACCUAUGGCCGGGUCGGGAUCAUGAGCUUUGCGGAUGUCAUCAUGAUCCACUCCACCUUCAUGACAAUGUGCUUGAUCCUCUUCAUCUUGUGCGUUGGGCGCCCGCUGAGUCUCUGGAUCAUCCAGAACACGCCUGAGGGGAAGCCGGUUAGUCGCUUUCAUGUGGUCAUCAUGGCUUUCUUGGUGUUUGUGGUGGUGUUGCUUACUGAUAACGUCGGGUUGAACUAUCAGUACGGCCCCUUUUUGCUAGGGUUGGCUGUGCCCGAUGGGCCGCCUCUAGGGGCGACCCUGGUGGACAGGCUUGAAACCCUAGUGUCGGGAUUGUUGGCGCCGUUGUUGGUUACUUUUUAUGGGAUGAAUGUGAAUUUGGUUGAGCUUUUUGAUCUGGAGUUUGUUGGGAUGGUUUGGGUGAUAGUGGGGUUGUGUUUGGGGAUGAAGCUGGUGUCUGUGUUCGUGCCAGCAGUGGUUUGUAAAGUGCUGAUGAAAGAUGCGGUGGUGCUGUCCUUCAUCAUGAGUGCUGAAGGAGUUGUGCAGAUGGCUUUUUACUACUACAAUUAUGUUAAUCAGACGUAUGAUCGAGAGACAUUCUCGAUGCUUACCACAUCAGUACUAAUACAAGUGGCGGCAUCAAGUGUAAUCGUGAAAUCAUUAUACGACUACUCAAGAAUGUACACCGGCUACCAGGAAAGAGACAUCCAACACACCUCCAUCAACUCAGAGCUCCGCAUGCUCGUCUACCACCGCGUCGAUGACGCCGUGGCCGUCCAGAAAGUUCUCGAAGCUUCCUACCCCAGCAAGGAAAGCCCCAUGGCGGUAUACGCCCUCCAUCUUUUGGAGCUCGCGGGCCGGGCCAACCCCCAGCUGACCGACCACCAGCUCGGCCAGAAAUCCACCGGCGAAGGCCGCGCCCAGAAAAUGAUCGACAUCCUCACCUCCUUCGAGCAGCAGUACGCCGGCGCCCUCACCAUCCAGCAGUUCACCGCCAUGUCCCUCACAAAGUUCAUUCACCACAACAUCUGCACGUUGGCGUUCAACAAGCUCGCGUCCAUGAUCAUCCUCCCGUUCCACCGGAAGUGGAACCAGCAAGGGAAGGUAAUACAAGACUCAGGCACUUUGAGGUCAAUCAACUGCGAGGUCUUCGAGCUGGCCCCAUGCUCGGUGGCGGUCCUCAUCGACCGCCACAAGGUGCGGAGAAGGGCUGCGGCGGGGGGAUACACUGUGGGGGUGGCGUUCUUCGGUGGGGCGGACGACCGGGAGGCGCUGGCGUACGCAAGGCGUAUGGCGCGGUCGCCGGACGUGAGCCUGACGGUGGUGAGGCUGGUGCCGUGGGACAUAUACGCGGGGGACAACCAGUGGGAUGCGGUGCUGGAUGUGGAGAUAUUGAAGGAUACGAGGAUGCAGACGCAGGAUGAUAUAGUGUACAGGGAGGAGAGGGUGAAGGAUGGGGCGGAGACGGCGCUGCUGAUACAUGCCAUGGAGGAGGCGUUUGAUUUGAUCUUGGUGGGGCGGAUGCAUAAGGAGGAUACGCCGCAGUUGAUAGGGUUGAGUGAGUGGGAUGACUUGCCGGAGCUUGGUCCCGUCGGCGAUAUGCUCGCUGCGCCGGAUCUCACCCUUCCUCUCUCGAUUUUGGUGGUGCAACACCAGAAUAUUAAGUCUAUUUAG
Salvia splendens (bonfire salvia) is the source of this 1957-nucleotide messenger RNA. Its product is annotated as cation/H(+) antiporter 3-like. Lineage: Eukaryota; Viridiplantae; Streptophyta; Magnoliopsida; Lamiales; Lamiaceae. The record is from RefSeq and is a predicted model, not a curated record. Gene Ontology annotation, molecular function: antiporter activity. Gene Ontology annotation, cellular component: membrane; endomembrane system. Gene Ontology annotation, biological process: regulation of pH; proton transmembrane transport.